AUCGCCACGCGCUAAUUCAAAAGCAAAAAAUAAGAGAGUCAAAGUGUUGUGUUCUGUAUUUUUCACAUAAAACUCGGUGAAUUUUAGCGAAAAAUCCCGCAAAUCAGACGAACUCCGUUGAGCAAAAAAAAAAUUUUUCUUGUCACGACAUCAGUUUUUUUUGGAGUAAUUUUCAACUUGAGGAAAGGUAUCGAGUUACACAGACAGCAAAAUGGCAGAUCAACAAUUUUUCUUGAAAUGGAAUGAUUUUCAAACAAAUAUGGUAACGUCUUUCCGGCAUCUUCGGGAUGAAAAGAGCUUUACAGAUGUUACAUUGGCUUGUGAAGGACAAACAUGCAAAGCACACAAGAUGGUGUUGUCAGCUUGCAGUCCAUACUUCAAAUCGCUGUUAGAGGAAAACCCAUCAAAACAUCCCAUCAUCAUACUAAAGGACGUCUCGUACACCCACUUACAAGCAAUAUUAGAAUUUAUGUAUGCCGGUGAAGUGAAUGUUUCGCAGGAACAAUUGCCCGCCUUCCUCAAAACCGCCGACAGACUUAAGGUGAAGGGACUUGUUGAGACACCAGCCUCAAUUAAACGGGAAAAUUGAUAUGAUGACACAGAUACGUAAAUACUAAACUAAACAACAAAAACAUGUAAAGAGGUGCGUUAUUUAUCCAUCAUCCAGUAAAAAAAAUGGAUGAGCAUGGAAAAUAGCAUGUAAGAUAAAUCGUCGUAACAUUCGUAAAACUUAAGUGAAGAGGACCCCAUUUAUAUAAAAUUUUAGUACACAAUUUGCAUAAAUAUUGUCACACAUUUAUACAACAACAACAAAACACAAAUCGUGUCACUUUGCAGAUAAUAAACAAACAAUACAAAAAAAACCAAGAGAAACAAUAAUUAAUAACAGAAAAAAAUAUAGAAACAGAUUCAGUUGACGUUAUAAAACAAUGAGAAGAAAAGUUUUAGUUCAAUUUAUUAUUAAUUAUAUAUUACUAUUAUCUUGUAGGUAAAAGAUGCUUUAUAUUAUAAACAUAUAUGAUGAUAAUAAAACAUAAAAUUUAAUGACAUACUACUGAAAAACAAAUGACAGAAGAAAGUAAUAGAGAAAUUUUAGUUCCAAACAAAAAAAUCGUAUCUAAGAAAUGAAGUGCUUGCUUGUAAAAUGCACCUUUCCCUAAUAAAAAAAUGAAAAAAUCCCAGUUUAGAAUACUUUUUGCAUAAAUGUUCAUGUACUCACCCAAAUUUUAAUAAAAAAAAUGAAAGAGCUUCGUUUUUCGAUGUUUGUUAAAAAAAAAUACAAAAGCACUCUCGGACUUUAAGUUAAGAAAAAAAAAAUAAAAAAUCGUUCCAAAUCCCAUAGAUUUUAGUUGAUAAAAUUUUGUUACCAUAAAUUUUAAAGAAAAAUUUCUCUUUUUUUUUUUUUUGAAAGACAUCCUUUCGUUCUUGAAAAAUUUUCCUAUGCUGUGCAAUUGUUUGAAUCAAAAUUGAAGCUCGAAAGGAUGUCAAUUAAUUUCUCUUUUACUUAAAAAAAAUCUUUUUUUUUAAAUUCUUUGAAGUAUAAGAAAAUUUGUUGCACAUAAUUUUUUCAACUGUCUCUUAUGUUUAA
This is a messenger RNA of Culicoides brevitarsis, 1588 nucleotides long. RefSeq names its product longitudinals lacking protein-like (gene lolal). Gene Ontology annotation, molecular function: protein binding. The transcript has 4 exons. The record is from RefSeq and is a predicted model, not a curated record. The coding region runs from base 212 to 589 and encodes 125 amino acids. Lineage: Eukaryota; Metazoa; Arthropoda; Insecta; Diptera; Ceratopogonidae. Gene Ontology annotation, cellular component: nucleus. Gene Ontology annotation, biological process: regulation of transcription by RNA polymerase II.